CACAAACUUCCUCCAGAUUCUGCACCGAAGGUAAUUCCAGGUACACUCAAUAUCAUGAGCGCGACGAAGACGAUGCUGAAUGUGAAUGAAGAGUCCGGAAGCUCGCCGCCGGGGCUUCUUUUCGAGGAUGGUGGGAGCAAAGAACGUCCACUAUUAGAGAAAAAACAGCUUCUCGCCGGAACACCGGAAAGUGGCAGAAAACUCAAUAACUCUGCUCGUGACGGUCUUCAAGCAUCAAUCAGGAAAGCUUCGAAGGAGAUCAUUGCAGAUGAGCUCCCACGGUCAUCGUCCGCUCUACGUGUUUCUAUCGCCACUUUCUCUGUGCCGAUUCUGAUCCGAUUAGCAUCGACAAACGUCCUCAUCUUUCUCCAGACAGCGUACUUAGGCCAUUGUGGGGUCUUAUACUUGGGUGCCAGUGCCUUGGGAGACAUAAUAACGAACACAGCAGCAGUAUGCCUGCAGUCACGAGUAAGCCGAAAUUUCAUGACCCUGGCGUAUGGUGCAGGGAACUACAAGGAAGUCGGGUUGUGGCUCUACACGGCUUUGUACUGUUUGUAUGCAGUAUGUGUGCCGGUGAUGAUCAUCUUCUGGAGUGUCAACUGGUACUUCUGAUGAUGACGUUACUCGAUUCGGAUUGGACCUACGACUUCCCUGAGUUCUACGGAUUUCGCUGAUUUUGAAGCUGUGAAGGUGGUGCUCCGUUGUUUCUACACCUGGCACUUCUACUUAACCUUGGGAUCGUUUGCUUCGUUUCUGAUGCAGCACUCCUACUCCCCAUUCUCUCCUUCCAUGCAACAACCUUACACCCAACAACUUUGACAGGGUCUUAACCACUUGGUUCGGCGUUGACCCCAGCAUUGCUGCCCUCGGCGGUUAUUAUCAAAGCCGCAUGUCUCUUGCCCUACCAGCCACUGUUCUCUUCCUCGAGCUUAGCAACUAUUUCGCAGCACAAGGUCGCACCGAACCUGGCGUCACUGCCCCAACUGCUGCUAUCCUGUUCGAAAUUUUUGUUGGGUUACAAGUCAUCUUCGGCGUUCCAUUAGGAGACAACUGGGGUUCCUUUCAAAUCGGUGGUUACGGGUUCUUCGCAGUGCCAGUUGUAUGGUCCUGCAUGAUGUGGAUUUGCGGUCUUUUCGUUGUGUUUUACUACUGCUGCUACCUGAAGUGGCAUAGGAAGUGUCUUGGGGAUGUCAGCAUGUUCGACCCUAGAAUACCAGGCAUGAUGUCGCAGUACUUUCGCAUGUAUGUGCCUUCACAAACGGCCAUGGCCAGUGACAUCCUGAGAAUGAGUUUGAUAUCGGGGGUCGUAGCGACGCUGGGGACGACUGAGGUACUGUAAAAUUUGAUGAAUUUCUGAUGACUUUGAAUACAUUCAACACGGCAAUAGACACUAAUAAAUUCUGUGCUUGAAAUACGUGAUUUCUAAACGAGUAUAUUCGUACGUUCCUUUACCCCUUUUUCGAAAUCGAAAUGAGGCUUCUUUUAUAUGUUUUCAUUUCGAAAAUUUGAAUGUGAAAAAAAAAAGAAAUAUAGUCAAAAAUUUCUUGUUAAUCCAAAAAAUUUUGAUUUUAUCCAGUUUUAUUCUAAUUAAUUUCCUGGUGAGGCGUUUGACAGAAGAUCUGAAACUGAAAAUUUCACUAACUUGAAUUUUGAAUUAUGGAUUUCCAACUUUAUUCAACCCACCUCCAUAUCAGAUUGUUAUACCAGAAUCUUCUCACUAACACUAUUUAGAGUUUUAUGGUAGCACGGUAGAAGUCGAUUUCAAAAGUCCAUGGUCUAAGAAUAGAAUAUUCGAUGUUUCUUUUUCUUCCUCCGUUUUGCUCGAAUAUGGCGUUUUUUUUUUUCGGUUUCUUGAACAAGCAUACCAUGUUUCAAUCUACUAGUUCACCCAACAUCCUCUCAUAUCAGGUUGCCGUUUUCAAAACCACGACUAUCAUCGCCCUUCUCGCAGCCUCAUGCACCUACGGCCUUGCAACUGGGGUAACGCGGUACCUAGCAGUAGCACUCGGAGCGAAGUCAAAAGCCGAUGCGCAGCACGUCUUUCGGCAGGGCUUCAUCCUCGAGUUUGCCUUCGUUUUUCUGAAAGGGCUGGUGAUUUACUUGAGUGCGCCUUACUUAUGAUGGGAAUGAAUUGUGGUCAUCGAGCUUAGUGUGGGGGAUGCGUUUUGAAACGCAAGUUUCUCAUGCUGUCGAGAAUUUUGACAGCAUGACACGACCGAUUCGCAUCGUGUCAAACAGGAAUCCAGCGACGACAAUCCAAUACAGGAGAUCUGCGAAUUGCCUCAGACCCAUGUACUUCGACGACCGGCCGGGUUGGAUUGUCGUCGGUGGACUUCAGUUUUUCAUGAUAUGCGUUGGCCGUGUCAUGCUGUCGAAAAUUUCGACAGCACUAGAAACUUUUCUUUGAAACCAUUGUGCUCGAUGCGAUAAGAGGGAAAGAAAGUUGUAGGUAGCAAAAUUUUCACACGUUGUACUUUCUGCGUUCGGCGGAGUAGGAGUCUUACACUAGUAGCCUACUACCAGAUGAUGAUUAUGCUCAUUGUCGGCUUCUCUAACCUCCGUCGCGCCUCUCUUUGCAGACGACCCAGUCUUUUUCGAAACCUUUGACGCUAUCAAGCUCGCCUUAGCCGUUCAAGCUGCGUUGCAGUGUUUAGCGCUUUUCUGUGAGGAGACUUUCGUCACCCUGCAGAAAAACCGGACCCUCUUCGUGGUUAGUUUAACCAGUAGCUGGAUCGUGCAGGUGCCGUUGGUGUUUUUCGUGGGACACCAUUUGGAUGAGAUACUGGCCCACACAAGCAGUAGUAGCAAACUAGCCGAAGCGGAGCAGUCUUCAUCAUCACAUGCGGUGCAAGCGCUACCCUACGUCUACUGGACACAAGCAGCAGCAUAUCUGAUCUACCUGUCGUUUUAUCUCGUCUACUUUGUCUUUUUCCUGGACUGGGACAGAGAAAUCGAGAACAUCCAGAAAUCUAGGGAUGAGACAGAGGAAAUGAACAAUAGGAACAAUACUAGUGAAAAUAGUAAAAAUAGUGCUCUUGUUGGUGGUGAAGCAGUAGAGGGUGUUUGUGGAGGAUGUGCGUGUGGUGGUACAAAGGAGAAAUGAAUCCAGAGGACCUGAACCGCCCAUGUGACCUCAAUACAAAAGUAGUCAAUGUUGACAUAAUAAAUAGCGUGCUGCAUAGUCAUGAAUAUUUUGCUUUUGAUCAUUUAUGUGCAUUUCCAUUUCGCCAGAAUAGCUGCAGAUCAUAUAUGCUCAGCCAUACGAUUAGUCAAUCACAUGAAGAUCGCUCAUUUGGCAUCACAUUGUCCUCUUUCAAUAUCACGCUAGUCGAUUCCGUAUAGUCUGUUUACAGCGAAGACCCCUCUCACUCCGAUAGUCAUUUUCUUAUGUAUAAGUUUUGUUACCAUGCUGUUGCUGCUUACUCUUGAGUGUUACAACUCAAGAUGAUGUGUGGAGAACGAAAAACUUGAGAAUAAACAUAGUUAGAGUUGCAAAUUUGUGGCAAGGGAGGCCUCGCUGACAGGUUUGUUACUGCAGAUAAAGUCAAGGCAAUGAAUACAUUCGAACCGCCGUGGUCUAUUUCGCGUCUAGGAUGCUCUUCCUUGUCCUCGUGGGGAUAAGACAAAG
Molecule: messenger RNA, 3628 nt
Organism: Amoebophrya sp. A25
Lineage: Eukaryota; Dinophyceae; Syndiniales; Amoebophryaceae
Source: the annotation of a GenBank genome assembly